Messenger RNA from Arachis ipaensis, 944 nucleotides. NCBI's taxonomy places the organism in Eukaryota, Viridiplantae, Streptophyta, Magnoliopsida, Fabales, Fabaceae. The record is from RefSeq and is a predicted model, not a curated record.
UCGUCGAGGUUGGGUUCUACUUUUAUUUCUGAAUCUGUUCAUUGGUUGUACGGCGUUGGUGCUCUUCUUGGACUUGCACAUGGAAACCUAAUUCAAAUAUCAAAAGAUCACAAUUGCACGUUCUUUAUAAAAGGAAAUUCAGCAAGAAGGCAGGUUCGUGUUCUGUUUUGCUUUGUUUUUUGUUUCUUCAUUGGCCGAUUAUCGUUACUGUUCUUUCUUCUAUCUAUGUUGUUCUAUGUUUGGUGUGUAUCAACUUGGAACAAGGGACUCGUAGUCUUAGGGAAACUGUUUUGGCUGUUAAGUAAGUCGGUCAGUCAGUCGUGUCUGCUGUCUGCUUCAAAUGAUACCUAUAGAUGUUGUCUUGGAUCGGAUAGUGGUCUGGUGUCUUUUCUCCCGUGCUCCUCACGGAAACAUUUACAUGGUUGCGCUUCACACGUGUCUCCUCUUCCCGCCUCCAACUUCCCUUCCAACAAGGCUCAAUAUGAAGGUACACUCCCCCCUCGUUCUUUGCUCACGCUCUGUGCAAUUGAACAUAUCCUUGGAGAAAAGCUCGGACUUCCACAAAGCUCAAAGGUCGGCACCGAAGAUAACAACUCGGCGUCGACUCCCAGGGACCGAGCUCUCCCUUCAGGUAUCCAUACAAGAACAAUUGGCGCCCACCGUGGGGCCUCGAAAUAAACACCCUUCUUUCUAUAGGCCCCAUUUCCUUCCAAUAGUUUCAAACUUACCAGCACCUUUGUAAACAAAGGUCAUAUAGUAAAUCAUUAAGGCCCGAAAAAGGCCGAUCUAUAUCUGUUUUUCCGAUCAUUAUCUGUCAUCUCUGUAUUUUUCAAAUCAUCUCUGGUAUAUUUAUUUGCCGAUCUAUAUCUGCUUUUCCGAUCAUUAUCUGUCAUCUCUGUAUUUUUCAGAUCAUCUAUGAUAUAUUUAUUUGCCGAUCUAUAUCU